AUGCAACCACAUCGACAUGCACAUUUAACACGUCCCGGAACUAAAGAGCAACAAUGGCAUCAAGAUAGUUAUUUUGGUUAUCGAAAACCACUUCGUCAUCAUCAAUUACGUUAUAUCAUGGCCAUGUAUUAUCCUCAAGAUACAACACUAGAAAUGGGACCCACUGCUAUUAAACCUCGAUCACAAUACGAUGUUAUAGAUCGGAAACUACAUACAAAUAAUAAAAAUGACGAUCAGCACGAUAUUUAUCUAGUUUGUCAAGCCGGUACUGUGGUAAUAAUUCAUUAUGACAUUGUGCACAAAGGAACAGCCAAUCGAACAAGUGAUUCAUGUCGUUUUAUGUUUAAAUUUCAGUUUAAUAGACUCGAAGAACCAACUCAACCAACAUGGAAUCAUGACCCAACAAAUACUUUUUAUGACGCAGCGGAUGCGGGAUUAUUACAACCCAUUGUCAAACAUCUCUGGAACUGGAUGAUAGGUCGUGUAAUUACCUCACAACAACCUCUAAUUGAUCAAGAUAUUACUAACUGGAAAACGCAGCUACAUAGUCAAGAUGGAAAAAUACGUCUUAAUGCAGCUUAUAAUCUAGCCUUGAAUAAUGAAUACAAUAUCUUAAUUCGACGAUUAUAUAACAACAAAGAAGCAAUUCGUUUCGAAGCGGCAUAUGCAUUAACAGCUUGUCGACAUAGUAAAGAGGCGAUUACUGAAUUACGAGCAGUGCUAAAAAAAGAAGAAAAGAAUGAAUACAUCGCAUAUAGUAUAGUAUUUAUUCUUUCCGAAAUGGGAUCAACAGCAAUUGAUACAUUGCCAUUAUUGAUACGCAUAGUUGAAACUAGUGAUUCAUGUUUAGUGAAACAAUACUGUUGUGAAGGACUAGGAACUAUCCAAGCAAAUGAACAACAUGAUAUUAACAUGGUAGUACGAUGUUUGACAAAUGUCCUUGCGGAUCGAGAUCAACCGAACGAUCCUAAAGAUUCAUCUCAUAUGAGAUUGACUGCUGCAUUAUCCAUGGCUAAACUUGGUGCUAAAGCAAUAGAAGCAAUACCUAUUCUAAAAGAUGCACUUUAUCUCGAUCAGAAUCGUUAUGUAAAUGCUAAUGCAUUGUUAGCUUUAGAAAGAAUUGGAACAAAUGAAGCUUUACAAAUUGUUUUGAAUUAUCUUAAAAUGUCGCGAUGGUGUACAAAGACAACAGCUAGUAGUCCAUAUUAG
This is a messenger RNA of Rotaria sordida, 1209 nucleotides long. The record is from the annotation of a GenBank genome assembly. NCBI's taxonomy places the organism in Eukaryota, Metazoa, Rotifera, Eurotatoria, Philodinida, Philodinidae.